CUCUGUGUGACAUGCAUCCAAUGAGAGCGCUCUUCCUCAUCCCCAGAAAUCCUGCACCUAGACUCAAGUCCAAGAAGUGGUCGAAGAAGUUCCAGUCGUUCAUCGAGAGCUGCCUGGUGAAGAGUCACAGUCAGCGGCCGAGCACUGAGCAGCUCCUCAAGCACCCGUUCAUCCGGGACCUUCCCAACGAGCGGCAGGUCCGCAUCCAGCUGAAGGACCACAUCGACCGCACCAAGAAGAGGAGGGGGGAGAGGGACGAGACAGAGUAUGAGUACAGUGGCAGUGAGGAAGAGGAUGAAGAAAGAGACGCCGGAGAGCCCAGCUCCAUCAUCAACAUUCCUGGGGAGUCCACUCUGAGGCGGGACUUCCUGCGUCUCCAGCUGGCCAACAAGGAGCGGUCGGAGCUGAUCCGGCGCCAGCAGCUGGAGCAGCAGCAGAACGAGGAGCACAAGCGCCAACUACUGGCCGAGAGGCAGAAACGUAUCGAGGAGCAGAAGGAGCAGAGGCGACGGCUGGAGGAGCAACAGCGUCGCGAGCGAGAGCUGAGGAAGCAGCAGGAGCGAGAGCAGCGGAGGAGGUACGAGGAGAUGGAGCAGCUCCGUCGAGAGGAGGAGAGGAGGCACGCCGAGAGAGAGCAGGAGUACAAGCGGAAGCAGAUCGAGGAGCAGCGGCAGGCCGAGCGGCUGCAGAGGCAGCUGCAGCAGGAGCGAGCGUAUCUGGUGUCGCUGCAGCAGCAACAACAGCAGGAGCCGCUGCGACCGCCGCAGGACAAGAAGCAGCUGUACCACUACAAGGAUCAGGCGCCCGGCACCAACGACAAGCCCGCCUGGGCCAAAGAGGUGAUGCGUCGCGCUCAGAGCAACUCGCCUCGCAUCCCUCCCAAGAAGUACCACUCCUUCAGGGAGACGCGACCCGCCAACCUCGACAACCUCCUCUUACUGCCCGGUUACAAACCCCGCCGCCGCCGCCCCCCAUCCUACCCCGCCCACAUCAGCCCCUCCAGGGAUCACCAGCAUGUGCCUCGCAUCCGUGUCACCUGUGUCCCCAGCCGCAGCGCAGACGCCUCUCAGCCCGUGAUGCGCCAGCAGAGCCCCGACUCCAGGGGCCGGAGCCCAGGCCGCAGGCACAAAAUCUCCAACCGGAUCUCGGACCCGUCGCUGCCGCCGCGCUCCGAGUCGUUCAGCAGCGGAGGCAUCCAGCAGGCCCGGACCCCCCCCAUGCACCGCUCCGUCGAACCCCAGAUGGCCCACCUGGUGCAGGUGAAGAGUCACGGCCUCUCAGGCUCCCAGUCUCUGUAUGACCCCCACGGUGUGUCCUCCUCCUCGGCGUCGCCCUCCCCCUCCCGGCCUCCCAUGCCCCGGCAGAACUCCGACCCCACCUCCGACACCCCACCUCCCCCGCCCCUGUCCCGCCUGGCGCCCCCCCUCGACAAGCUGGACCGCAGCUCGUGGCUGCGGCAGGACGACGACAUGCCCCCCAAGGUUCCUCAGAGGACGACCUCCAUCUCUCCUGCGUUAGUCAGGAGGAACUCUCCAGGAAACGGACCUGGCCUCGGUCCUCGGGCUGGAGCUCACCUCAUCCGGGCCAGCAACCCCGACCUGCGGAGGAUCGACGUUUCCAUGGAGACGCCCCUAAAGAGGACGAGCAGCGGCAGCUCCUCCAGCUCCAGCACCCCGAGUUCCCAGGGAGGCUCCAACGAGCGAGGUAAUUCUUCCAAUAAGACUGAAGGCUCCACACUUUCCUCCCAUGACGCCAAAGACGACAGCAGAGAGGUGACGAGACCCAGCAGGCCCGCAAGUUAUAAGAAAGCUGUAGACGAGGAGGAGUUGGACCUGACGGCUCUGGCCAAGGAGCUGAGAGAGCUGCGACAGGGGGAGGAGACCAGCCGCCCGCCCAUCAAAGUGACGGACUACUCGUCGUCCAGCGAGGAGUCUCACAGCAGCGAGGACGAGGAGGGAGAGGGCGGGGCCAAUGAUGGGUCGGUGGCUGUCAGCGACAUCCCUCGCAUCAUGCCGGCAGCGAGUCAAGGUACAAACGAGUCCUUCGCCAUGUUGGGGGGUCAUAACGACAGCCACGACGACUCGUACAGGAACAGCUCCCAGGACGGCACCCUGAUGAUGCGUGAGGUAAGCCACCUCCCUGUUUAGACCUUUGACCCCGGGGUUUGACCUUG
Molecule: messenger RNA, 2173 nt
Organism: Paralichthys olivaceus (Japanese flounder)
Lineage: Eukaryota; Metazoa; Chordata; Actinopteri; Pleuronectiformes; Paralichthyidae
Source: RefSeq, a predicted model, not a curated record